This is a messenger RNA of Plodia interpunctella (Indianmeal moth), 1348 nucleotides long. RefSeq names its product beta-1,3-glucan-binding protein-like (gene BGRP4). The record is from RefSeq and is a predicted model, not a curated record. Gene Ontology annotation, molecular function: hydrolase activity, hydrolyzing O-glycosyl compounds. Gene Ontology annotation, biological process: carbohydrate metabolic process. The transcript is spliced from 9 exons. NCBI's taxonomy places the organism in Eukaryota, Metazoa, Arthropoda, Insecta, Lepidoptera, Pyralidae. Bases 117 to 1244 code for a protein of 375 amino acids.
UUAGUUGUGUAAACUUAGUUAUACUUUCGACGUAGACCAGGUGCAUCCCAUGUACAGUGAAAUGGACCUCAAUCGUCAUCCGACCACCGUCGCGUGUAACACCUUUAAUUAACAAAAUGUGGACGAUUUUGCUGGGUGUGGUGGCCCUGGUUUCCCUGGGAGAAGCGUGUAACCCCACCGUGACUACCGUGAGCGGAACCUUCGCUCCUUCUUCCUUCUGCUCAGGAGACUUAAUCUUCUCUGACGAUUUCAAUGAAUUCGAUCUGGAAAGAUGGCAACAUGAGAACACCCUGGCUGGAGGUGGUAAUUGGGAAUUCCAAUACUACAGCAACAACAGGACAAAUUCAUUCGUCCACAGCGGCCUACUGUUCAUCCGACCUUCCCUGACUUCCGACCAGUUUGGAGUUCCCUUCCUCAGUAGUGGACACUUAAACAUUGAAGGUGGCGCGCCUGCCGACAGAUGCACGAAUCCUCAAUGGUGGGGCUGCGAGCGCAGCGGCUCCCCCACGAACAUCCUGAACCCCAUCAAGAGCGCCCGAGUCCGCACGGUCGAGUCAUUCAGCUUCCGUUAUGGUCGUCUCGAGGUCCGCGCCAAGAUGCCCACUGGCGACUGGCUAUGGCCAGCUAUCUGGUUGAUGCCGGCACACAAUGUCUACGGAACCUGGCCAUCGUCCGGGGAGAUCGAUCUCGUGGAGUCACGUGGUAAUCGCAACAUGUUUAUCAACGGAUUACACAUCGGCGUGCAGGAAGCCGGCUCCACCCUGCACUACGGCCCGUAUCCGGAGUGGAACGGCUGGGAAAGGGCACACUGGAUCAGGAGACAGAUCCCCGGUUGGAACGAGGAGUUCCAUCGCUACCAAUUAGAAUGGACACCAGAUUUUCUUCGAUUCAGUAUCGAUGAUGUUGAGCUUGGCCGUGCUACGCCUCCCAAUGGAGGUUUCUGGGAAUAUGGCGGUUUCAACAGCAACCCUGGAGUCCUCAACCCAUGGAGAUUCGGGUCCAAAAUGGCUCCUUUCGACCAGAAGUUCUACAUUAUCAUGAACGUGGCCAUCGGAGGUACUAACGGUUUCUUCCCUGACGGUGUCUUCAACCCUACGCCUAAACCAUGGUCGAACACUUCCCCUCAGGCAGCAACCGAUUUCUGGAACGCGCAAGGAAAUUGGCUGCCAACAUGGAACUUGAACGUUAAUGACGGCCAAGACUCGUCCCUUCAAGUGGACUACGUGAGAGUAUGGGCUCUUUAAAAUGAUUCACUUUAAUAGGAUAUAAUAUUGUAAUUCUUUUUAUUUAAAAGUUAACGUAAUUCGAGAAAAAGGUGUUAAAAUAAUAAAAUAUAUAUUUAACACGC